GAAAUGGAGGUGCGUUCUGGGAGUUGUAGUUUCCCAGUGCUGUUUUCGCGAGAAGACUACUUGUCCCAAGAUGCAAUUCUCCACCCGUAGGCUCCUUAGUUACUGUCUCUAAGCACUGGAGUCCUGUUUAGAGACAGGGAUCCAGAUGUGGACAUUCCCAGCUAUAAACUUGACUCUUAGGACUGCUUUCAUUGUGUCCCGUAGGUUCUGGCUUAUCAAAGUUUUGGCUUUUUGCAAGAACUGGUCAAGAUUUAAUGUUCCUCUGGUGAAAGUGUGCAUACUGUGACUUAUGUCGGCCCAAGAAAUACAUAAACAUGCUGUUCUCCCUCCUAUCAUUAGCAGAAGUGACAAGGAAUUUUUGGAAAGUAUGCAAAGAUACAUAAUUACGGAAACUGAAAGUGUGGGCUGUAAUGAGAAAGGACCUGCUGAUGAAUAUUAUAUCAUAUACAGAAAUGUUUUUGAUAAGGUCAUAGAGUAUGUUACCGCAUACAAAUCCAUUCUUACUUCAAUCAAAAAAGAAUAUGAUGCCUUUAUUGAGACAAUAAAGAAGAGCCAGAGAACUGCAUUUUGUCUUCAUGGAAAACUUAAGGCUUUGGCAGCAGAGCCUACAGCUUUGGUAUAUCACCAGAGAAGAACAAUCCAACUCAAGGAAAAAAUAAGGAUUAUUAAAAAUAAUUCCUUGAAGAUUCAAUUGCAAAUAGAUCAAGUGAAACAGCUUAGGGCAGAGUAUGAUGCGAAAGAAGUAAAAUACUGUACUUCCACCAAAGAUUCUGCAAAACCUAUUCCAGGUAUGACUCUCCAUGAAUCUGUUAGUUUAGAUGCUCUCAGUAAAUAUAUGAAACAUCUUGAAGAUAGGUAUGCAGAAAUUAAACGAUCUAUGACAAUAAAAUAUAUACCAGCUCAAAAGAAGGCUGAAUUAGAUGAGGAAAUGAUUGUGUUAUUAAAAAGGCGAGAUGUAGCUGAAAAUCUGAACAAAGAAUUACAGUUUUGUUAUCAAAGACUGCAGAUUGUUUCAGAUGCACUUACUUCAUGGGUAAAAUCUGAUAUGAGCAGCUCAUUUCAAGACUUCGUGGGCCAAAUUAAAAAAACCAAAGUAUUUACAGGUGACCAAGGCAUUGUUGAAGAACUGCUUGAAGAUCCAAGCAGGGCAAAAGAUGCUGAAAUUAUGCUUUACUACAUUGAAAGGUUCAAUGAAUUAAUCGCACUUGGUGAAUAUGAAAAGGCAGCUUGUUUUGCAGCAAAUAGUCCUAAAAGAAUUCUUCGAAACAUGAAUAUAAUGAAUAAAUUUAAGGCUCUUGGGAAAAUAAGAGGAAAGCCUCUUCCAUUACUCUUAUUUUUUGAGGCUAUAUUUAGCACAAGUCAUGCUUUUAGAUAUCCUGUUGAUGCAUAUCUAACUUUGGAAGGAAUCAAAUGUGGAUUGUCUGAAAAAAGGUUUGAUUUAGUUAUCAACUGGGUCACCCAAGAAAAGCUAACAUUUUCUGAGGAGGCUGGUGAUGUGAUUAGUGAUUAUGGGGAGAAGGACACUUUUAACAAGGACAAGUGUUUAGCUUUAGCUCAAAUUAUCUACAGCAAAUGUGGCCUGCAUAAGAAAGCUCUUCUAUGCCUGUGUAAACAGGGUCAGAUUCAUGGGGCCAUGGAAUACUUACAACACUGUAAGGACUUUACUUCAGAUGACCUGAUACAGCUAAUAACAUUAUGUCCCCAAGAUGAACUAAUUCAAUCUCUCACUAAAGAAAGGAAUGGGAAGCCACCAUUUUUAUCUUUUGGGCUUAUUGUACUUCAUCUGUUCUCUGUAAAUAUGGAAGAAGUUGGUAUUAAGCUACUUAAAGAAAUAAAUAAAGGUGGGAAAGAUUCAGUAGAACAUCUUAUGAUGAGUGAUUCAUUUUGCUCGCUAGAAACAUGGCAAGACAUGGCAGAUAUAUGUUCACAGAGUGGCUUUAACAAAUUAUCUAAUGACAUUAUGUCCAUUCUUCGAUGUCAGCCUGGAGUUUCAGAAAUUUCUGAAGAAGAUGAAAAAGUGAACCCAAUGGAACAUGUUUUUUGGUAGUUCUGUAUUUUAACCAGUUGAGGGAGCUUGUACAACAUUGUGCGUAUAUUGGUUAAGCAAACUGGUUUUGGCAUAAUUACAAAUAAAACCAGCAUAUAAAUCUCUCAGAACUAAAUAACACCAAUUUUGUUAUGAUGAUAUUUAGGUUUGUCCUUGAAACAUAUUAUUGCUUUCUUUUUCCAAUAUGGUCAUUUCGUAUAUUGAAUUUUGAUAAAAUCCAAAUUUUAACUAUAGUGUAAAAGUAUAUAGGCAUUUUUAAGGGCAUAAGCUAAUGCCUAGAUACAUUCUUUUCUGGUAAUUUAAUUUGAUGUCAAGAACUGAAGACCGGGCAAUGGUGGGAAUGUAGCUCAGUGCAGACGCCCUGGCUUCAGUCACCAUUAUUUAAAAAAUAUUAUAGAUAUUAUAGAUAUAGACAACAA
Fukomys damarensis (Damara mole-rat) is the source of this 2466-nucleotide messenger RNA. It is a transcript of the gene Clhc1, whose product is annotated as clathrin heavy chain linker domain containing 1. The coding region runs from base 290 to 2047 and encodes 585 amino acids. The transcript has 13 exons. NCBI's taxonomy places the organism in Eukaryota, Metazoa, Chordata, Mammalia, Rodentia, Bathyergidae. The record is from RefSeq and is a predicted model, not a curated record.